AUGGAAGCAAAAUAUAAUCUACGAAGUCCAGGUAAGUGUCAAUCCGAGGAGGAAUAAAAACCGUCCUUACGAGCUCUGAAAAAAAGAAAAGAUCUGCUAAAGUUUCUGUCGACGUACAUUCAUGUGGUAAUUCGAGGUGUUGUUUUGGUUAUUUUCGUCCAAAAUAGGCGUCAAACGCUUGAUGAGAGAAGCUAAGGAACUAAGUCAACCGACAGAGCUGUAUUUUGCCCAGCCUUUGGAGGUAAGCAGUUCCCGUCAUUCUACACUUCACACAAGCUGAUAAUGAGCUUAUAAAUACACAGGUAAUCUGAAAAGUUUGCAGAAUGGGCUAUUGCAUUUAAUAUCUGUACCCCCCCCCCCGGUUAAGGACCUACCUUUUGUUCUUUCUCCUGAAGAUAAAAUACUUUUGCAUCCACCCCUGAAGACUUCCAUAAAAUAUGGGUUUACCCCUGAAGAAUAAGGGUCCUACCCAUGAAGUAUUUCGAAAAAAUUAAAGCUCCACCCCAAAGAAUUCCAUCAUUAUUACUCUACCCCUAAAGAAAUCUUCAAUCUUUAUAAACUUAUCCCUGAAGAAUUCAAUGGUUCCUCGACCUGCUGGGGAAUGCAAUUAGCCCAAUUUGAUGUAGCUGGCAAAGUGUUCAGUAUCGUGAUUGCAACAAUCCAGAUACAUGCUACUAGGGUUGCGUUCAAUUGGGAAAUCCAGAUGUUAAAUUUUGAAAUUUGAAUUUAAGAUUUUGCAAUCGAACACGAAAUCCGAAAAUGGAUUUCACCUCUGAGAAAUCCGUCCUCAGGGUGGAUUUCAAUUAAAAAUCCAAAUCGGGAUUUCAUGGAUUUCCUUUUUACCGUUCAAUUGGGAAUCCGAAAAAGGAUUUUCAAAACUGUUCUCAUGAACAGUGGUGUUCUUUUUGUUAGUUAUGCAUGCGUUUGUAAGACUGCUGUUCUUAAGGACAGUUUUUCAAAUCCUUUUUCAGAUUUCCCAAUCGAAUGGUAAAAAUGGAUGAUGCAGCAUGAUCUCAGUGUUGAAAUCGGGAUUUUAAAAUCUAAAUACAGAUUUCCCAAUCAAACACACGCUAAAGCAUUCAAAUCUCUCAUGAACAACAACAUCAACAACAAAAAUGACCCAAUACGAAAAGAUCAGGGCAGUAUAAAAAAACUUGUUUUAAGACAAUUCCUGCAGGACAGAUGCUCAGACUAAGCUUAAGACCUGGAACUUAGGUUUGACCGGACCAUGUUCAGUUGUAAUCUUAGGCUAUGUUGACACUGUACCUUAAAGCUGCUGUGAAGCUCAGUGGCACCAAUCUCGAAAGUGAAGUAUCGCACAUUGGAUAAGUCUUGUGCCACACUUUUGUGCAGUAUUUGGACUGUCAGUAGUGGAAAUGAAUAAACAGAAGCGAGGACUGUAAUCCACUGAGAUGGAAGUUUCAAGGGAUUGAGAACUGGGAAUUAGUUCACCAAACUCUCUUGGUCAACCAUCCUAGCUUGAUGUUCUAUGUGUGUGAACAGCUUGUUCCAGUUCUAUGCUGUAGCAACUCCCAGCAUUGUUGGAUGUUAUAUGUUGCAUCUGUUUGCACACCCUGUUGCAUGUUGUCAUGCAAAGUUUGAAACCAGUCAAACUUUACCUUUAUGCUAUACUGUAUAGCUUUUGGUGUAGGCAUGAAAAUCUAUCUGUUAUAUGCACCAAAAUCAGACUGCCUAAUUACAAUGUACACACGCCUAUUACUGCUCUUUUCACAAACAUGCGAACUCUAAAGUUCAAAAGCCGCCUGCACAAUUGCGUUUUCGCUGCCGUCAAUCAUAAUUACGAUCACAAGCAACAAACUUUGAAACACAGAAACACACAAAACAGAUUGAAAUCCACCAAUCACUUAACCUUUUGAACCCGUUAAAGUAAAGUUGUUUCCUAAGAGGUCUGUUAAGAUGAUUGAUGGCAGCGAAACAUGUAAUCGUCAGUUGGCUUUUGAAAUUCAAAGUUCGCAUGUUUGUGAAAUGCGCAGUAAUUUUUUCUUACUUUUCAGUGGGGUGCUUAAUUGAGAGUGGUGCUUAUGUUCUGGGGCUGCUGUUACAUAAAUUUUCUCACUUGUGAAUGACACAGUACUACAUGUUUUUCAAAUUAGCCUGCAGCCAGCUCUUUCUGUAGCAACAUCCCUUGUGCAGCACCUAUUUACAAUAGACCUGACCAACUAAUUGUACAAACUUGGGCAAAGUGGAAACCUGGGUCAGUUUGGUGGGAUAGUUAUAUUCUUAUAUCCUUUCUCUCAUGUUUUUUUUUUAAUUCCUGCUUAGCUUCAAACUUACCAAUGUUCUGUAGUUUAAUAUUGCAUCAUCAAAGAAUGUUGCAUGAUAUAUGUUAUGAAUUAACCCUAUAAUCCUAGUAAAAAUUAUAUCUUGCUUGUUUGAAUAUCAUUAUCAUCUCAGUAAUCAUCAUACAAGAAAGGCAACCUAAAGAAAAAUUUAAUUUGCAUUAAGGAUAGAACUGAACCACAAUAUGGUCUGGUUACUCAAAAUAUGUUGUUGAUUGGCAGGAUAAUUUGUUUGAGUGGCAUUUCACUGUGCGUGGCCCCCCCGACAGCGAUUUUGCAGGUGGACGUUACCAUGGUAGAAUAACAUUGCCUCCUGAGUACCCCAUGAAGCCACCCAGUAUCAUGUUAUUAACUGUGAGUCUAAAUUAAAACUUACUUAUUCUGUUCACUCUCUUAGAGUCAAUGGUAUACAGGGCUGUCAGUGGCUGGUCUCUCAGGAAAAGUAGCCAGGCAUUCACCCUACAAAUCCUCCUCUUUUUUUAUGGUUGACUCAAUUUAAAAUCUACAAUAGACAGCUCAGUAAUGUUAUUGCAGAAGCCAGCUACUAAUGAUAGUCCUGAGUAUACAACUGUUUCCCACAGGGGAGGUGAAUAUUGGCCUGAAAAAGCAGCCAACAUUUAACGAUGCCACAAAUGGUUUGCCCACGAAAAUGUUUGAGAAAUGGUGGACUGCAGAAAUUAUGUGUGAAUAUUUGUGUUGAAGAAGAAUGGUUUGAGUUGAAGUUGACUGGAUAUUUUUUUGUUGAAUGAAAAUAGUUUGAGUUGAAGUUGAAUGAAUAUUUGUGUUGAAGAAAAAUAGUUUGAGUUGAAGUUGAAUGAAUAUUUGUGUUGAAGAAAAAUAGUUUGAGUUGAAGUUGAAUGAAUAUUUGUGUUGAAUUAAAGUACAUAGCAUUGAAGUUGAAUGAAUGUUUAUUUGUUGAAUGCAAAUAUAAAUCCUUGAAUGAAAAUACUAUGUUCUUGAAUUUUGCUACAAACGGCUAACCAUAUCCCAACUUUGUUUAAAAUUUAUUUUUUUUCUUGGUCACUUAUGGUUGAAAGCUAUAAAUUAUUCCCUCUUCUUGUCUUCAGCCAAAUGGUCGGUUUGAAGUUGGGAAGAAAAUUUGCCUUAGCAUGUCAGCACAUCAUCCUGAAACUUGGCAGCCAUCAUGGAGCAGUAAGUGUCCUGAAAUCACGACAGAGCUGUAUUUUGCCCAGCCUUUGGAGGUAAGCAGUUCCCGUCAUUCUACACUUCACACAAGCUGAUAAUGAGCUUAUAAAUACACAGGUAAUCUGAAAAGGUUGCAGAAUGGGCUAUUGCAUUUAAUAUCUGUACCCCCCCCCCCCCGGUUGAGGACCUACCUUUUGUUCUUUCUCCUGAAGAUAAAAUACUUUUGCAUCUACCCCUGAAGACUUCCAUAAAAUAUGGGUUUACCCCUGAAGAAUAAGGGUCCUACCCAUGAAGUAUUUCGAAAAAAUUAAAGCUCCACCCCAAAGAAUUUCAUAAUUAUUACUCUACCCCUAAAGAAAUCUUCAAUCUUUAUAAACUUAUCCCUGAAGAAUUCAAUGGUUCCUUGACCAGCUGGGGAAUGCAAUUAGCCCAAUUUGAUGUAGCUGGCAAAAUGUUCAGUAUCCUGAUUGCAACAAUCCAGAUACAUGCUACUAGGGUUGUGUUCAAUUGGGAAAUCCAGAAGUUGAUUUUGAAAUUCGGAUUUCAGAUUUUGCAAUCGAACACGAAAUCCGGAAAUGGAUUUCACCUCUGAGAAAUCCGUCCUCAGGGUGGAUUUCAAUUAAGAAAUCCAUCGGGAUUUCAUGGAUUUCCUUUUUCUGUUUAAUUGGGAAAUCCGAAAAAGGAUUUGCAAAACUGUUCUCAUAAACAGUGUUCUUUUUGUUAAUUAUGCGUGCGUGUGCAAGAUCGCUGUUCUUAAGGACAGUUUUUCAAAUCCUUUUUCAGAUUUCCCAAUCGAAUGGUAAAAAUGGAAAUCCAAAAUAGAUAUCUCAGCAUAAUCUCAGUGUUGAAAUCGGGAUUUUAAAAUCUAAAUCCAGAUUUCCUAAUCAAACACACCCUAAAGGAUUCAAAUCUCUCAUGAACAACAACAUCAACAACAAAAAUGACCCAAUACGAAAAGAUCAGGGCAGUAUAAAAAACUUGUUUGAGACAAUUUCUACAGGACAGAUGCUCAGACUAUGCUAAGACCUGGAACUUAGGUUUGACCGGACCAUGUUCACUUGUAAUCUUAGGCUAUGUUGACACUGUACCUUAAAGCUGCUGUGAAGCUCAGUGGCACCAAUCUCGAAAGUGAAGUAUCACGUAUUGGAUAAGUCUUGUGCCACACUUUUGUCCAGUAUUUGAACUGUCAGUAGUGGAAAUGAAUAAACAGAAGUGAGGACCGUAAUCCACUGAGAUGGAAGUUUCAAGGGAGUGAGAACUGGGAGUUAGUUCACCAAACUCUCUUGGUCAAUCAUCCUAGCUCGAUGUUCAAUGUGUGUGAACAACUUGUUCCAGUUCUGUGCUGAGCAACUCCCAACAUUGUUGAAUGUUAUAUGUUGUGUCCAUUUGCACACCCUGUUGUAUGUUGUUGCAUGUUAUUGGGACUACACAUACUAUACUGGAUAGCUUUUUGUAUAGGCAUGAAAAUCUAUCCUUUAAAUGUAUAUGCACCAAAAUAAGACUGCCUAAUUACAAUGUACACACGCCUAUUACUGCGCUUUUCACAAACAUGCGAACUCUAAAGGUCAAAAGCCACCUUCACAAUUGCGUUUUAUGCUGCCGUCAAUCAUAAUUAUGAUCACAAGCAACAAACUUUGCAACACAGAAACACACAAAACAGAUUGAAAUCCACCAAUCAUAAAUCACAAACCAUGACCUUUUGAACCCGUUAAAGUGAAGUUUUGUUUCCUAAGAGGUCUGGUAAGAUGAUUGACGGCAGCGAAACAUGCAAUCGUCAGUUGUCUUUUGAACUUCAGAAUUCACAUGCUUAUGAAAUGGGCAGUAAUUUUUUCUUACUUCUUAGUGGGGUGCUUAAUAAUUGAGAGUGGUGCUUAUGUUCUGGGGCUGCAGUUACAUAAAUUUUCUUCAUUUCUGAAUGACACAGUACUACACGUUUUUCAAAUUAGCCGACAGCCAGCUCUUACUGUAGCAACAUCCCUUGUGCAGCACCUAUUUACAAUAGACCUGACCAACAAUAUUAAUGGUACAAGCUUGGGCAAAGUGGAACCCUGGGUCAGUUUGGUGGGAUAGUUAUACUCUUAUAUCCUUUCUCUCAUGUUUUUCUUUAAUUCCUGCAUAGCUUCAAACACACCAAAGUUCUGUAGUUAAAUAUUGCAUCAUCAAAGAAUGUUGUAUGAUAGAUGUUGUGGAUUAACCCUGUAAUCCUAGUGAAAAUAAUAUCUUUCUUACUUGAAAGUCAUUAUCAUCUCAGUAAUUACCAUAUAAGAAGGGCAACCUAAAGAAAAAUUAAAUUUGCAUUAAGGAUAUAACUGAACCACAAUAUGGUCAGAACGAUUUACAAAGAUAUGUCUACACAGGUGGUUACUCAAAAUAUGUUGUUGAUUGGCAGGAUAAUUUGUUUGAGUGGCAUUUCACUGUGCGUGGCCCCCCUGACAGCGAUUUUGCAGGUGGACGUUACCAUGGUAGAAUAACAUUGCCUCCUGAGUACCCCAUGAAGCCACCCAGUAUCAUGUUAUUAACUGUGAGUCUUAAAUUAAAACUUACUUAUUCUGUUCCCUCUCUUAGAGUCAAUGGUAUACAGGGCUUUCAGUGGCUGGUCUCUCCGGAAAAGUAGCCAGGCAUUCACCCCACAAAUCCUCCUCUUUUUUUAUGUUUGACUCAAUUUAAAAUCUACAAUAGACAGCUCAGUGAUUUUAUUGCAGUAGCCAGCAACUAAUGAUAGUCCUGAGUAUACAACUGUUUCCCACAGGGGAGGUGAAUAUUGACAUUUAACGAUGCCACAAAUGGUUAAUUGCCCACGAAAUGAUGUUUGAGAAAUGCAGGACUGCAGAAAUUAUGUGUGAAUAUUUGUGUUGAAGAAGAAUGGUUUGAGUUGAAGUUGACUGGAUAUUUUUUUGUUGAAUGAAAAUAGUUUGAGUUGAAGUUGAAUGAAUAUUUGUGUUGAAUGAAAGUACAUGGCAUUGAAGUUGAAUGAAUGUUUAUUUGUUGAAUGUAAAUUUAAAUCCUUGAAUGAAAAUACUAUGUUCUUAAAUUUUGCUACAAACAGCUAACCAUACCCCAACUUUGUUUAAAAUUUAUUUUUUUUCUUGGUCACUUAUGGUUGAAAGUUAUAAAUUAUUCCCUCUUCUUGUCUUCAGCCAAAUGGUCGGUUUGAAGUUGGGAAGAAAAUUUGCCUUAGCAUGUCAGCACAUCAUCCUGAAACUUGGCAGCCAUCAUGGAGCAGUAAGUGUCCUGAAAUCGUGAAAUAUGUAUACUGUGCUUGAAACUCAAGUGUUUGACUAAAAGACUUAACCCAUUCACUCCGGGGAAUUUUUUUCUGAAAAACUGCAUUUUGAAGCUAGUCCAGCUGUUUUCUGGUCUCUGUCUGGCUAUAAAGAGUUAAAACUUACCACAAAGCUGUUUACAUGCAGGUCAUACUCUUGGCGGCCUUUUGUUCCAGAUGCAAAAUAUUAGCUUCCAAAGCUCAGGCAUGUGUAAAAAGCAAAAUUUUGAGAUAAUUUCUCCAAUUUUGGGUUUAAAAGUGACACAGCAGUCCCAUUUUUUUUCUUCUCUUCCUCCCUCUUCUUUCGCUUUUCUUGCCUGAGUCAUUUUUUUUUCCUUUGCUGGGCAUUCUGUUGGCUUCGUUUUGGUGGGAAAAGUUAUUAGGAAAGCUUUUAGGAUCUGCAUGGGCGGUUACAGGCAGUUCAGGGAGAAUGGGUUAAGCUGGCCGGGCCAGAUUUUGAGAUUUGGUGUUGGAUGAUUUGAGUGGUUAUUGUUACAGAAAAUGAAAAAAAUGGAGAAGUGAAGGAGAGUGCAGUGAGUAAGGCUGUGUAUUAAGUGCAGCCAUAAGGAAUUAUACCGACUGUUAAGUGAAGAUAAUGAUAACUGUCACUUUCAACCAAAAUUUACUUGAAAAAAAAAACAGUUUAACAUAAUAUGUUAAACCAAAAUUUUGCAUAUUAUGCAAAAUUUUGGAAAAUUGAAGAUAGACUGUGCCAUCCAAAUUUACUGCUGCGAAGAGACAUUCUCUGAGGGAGGGUAAUAAUACAUAAUUUGUUGUUUUGGUUUGUUGUUAUUGACAGUUCGUACUGUGCUUAUGGCAAUAAUUGGAUUCAUGCCAACCCAGGGUGCAGGAGCAAUAGGGUCUCUUGACUACACUCCACAAGAAAGAAAGGUCCUGGCUAAAAAGUAAGGAGCAUGUACUAUAUUAAAUUUAUAAUUAAAAUUAAAAUUUAUAAUUAAAACUACCUGUCUACCACAACUUGAAAAUGACAUUUUAGAACAUGACAUGAGCAUUUAGAGCAUACACAUCUAGGGCCCAGCGGGAGUUACUUGGGUUAAUUUUUGCUGCUUAUGUGUCUCUGGCCUCUCAGAGCCCCUACCCUAUCCAGCGGCACAUCCCCAUUAACCUCUUAUAAGGAAGUACCUCCCCUCCCCUGGGAUCUAGGGAGACAGAGGUCUCACAAAGUAAGAAAAUAAUGCAUAAAAUGUAUUUGAUGCUUCCAAAGAUUAAAAUGGCUGUCCUUAACUUAAAAAAGUUCCCUUUAAAGUCAUGGGCAAUUUGCUCUCAAUUUAAUUCUCAAAUAUCAGUGGUUGCUGCCCCCUACAUUAAUUUGAUAAAUACCAGUAAAACUUGUAAGUUUCUGUUUCAUUUCCGGAAACAAUGAAAAAAAAUUAUUCAAUAAUUAGUUUAGGGAUAAAAUCUAAGGAGCUUUUUCUCCUUUUCCAAAGUAGUCUUGUGAGACGUACAAUGUUUUUUCAUUCUAGAUCAAUAGACUGGAAAUGUAAUGGCUGUGAUGUGUGUAUAAAGACCGUUUUACUAGAAACCACUGGUAGGCAGGUUCUAACCAUAAUUUGAUGAUUGAAGAUGAUAUAGCCCUGUUUAUAUACCUAUAUUUGGUUUUAAAAAUUACUUGAGACACAAUUCCAUAAGGGACACUUCCCACUCAAUACUUCAAAGGGAAAAAAAUCAACCAUCCCUCCCCCACUCCCCCCCCCCAAACAAUGUUGUGCCUACUGAUAUUGAAAAGAAAUUUUUGAAGAGUCAGAUCAGCUGGGAAUCUAUAUUUUUUUGCUCUUAGUCAAUAAAUUUUGGGUAACUGAUAGUACCUGUAGGUACUUGUAGUACUGAUAUAUGUAGCAAACUGCAUGGUUUUGUACUGCAGCUCACACCUGCCUACAGAAGUUUUAAAAUACAUUGUAACCUCUGCUAUCAGCCACCUCUCCACAACCCUGAGCAACUUUUUUUUGCAAAAAAAUCUUAGUUAACUUUAUGUCGCAGCUAUAGAGAUCUUGACCUCUUAACUUGACAAAUGUCUGCAUUAAUCAUUUUAGGCUGAAAUGUCAUCUUCAAGUUACCUUUUGUCUUGUAGCUUAUUCUUACGUCACAGGUGAAGACAUUUUGUCUAAUUUUGUAAUUAUUUUGUUUUACAGGUGAAUCAAGUGAAGAAGCUGAGAAGGAAGCAGCUGAGUUAGCAGCACAGAUCACCUUUAAGGUACUGUUACUUGGCAUAUUUCAUGCCUAGAAUCCAAAGGGGGAUUCUUUCAACUCCUUACAUCACCACUAGUGGCCAAAGUCAAAAUUCCGUAAAAAUCAGUCAUUUUGAUUUGUGAAAUACUAUCUAAAGGAACUAAAAUAUAAAAGUUCUACUGAAGAGGUUUUUGAUUGCUUACAUUAUUACCCUAGCUGCUGUAGACUUUUCAUGCAUGGUUUUUGGGUUUCCGUAAGUCUUUAAAUAGUGUCACCCGAUUGUGGUUUUAGCCUUUGGCCGAAGAUGUGUUGGCCUGCAGCCAACACCGAAGCAUCCUACAUGGACCGCAUGCAAGAAAAAACCUCUGGUACCUAGGGUAUUACAUUGCAUGAAUAGGUUUUUGUGCACAGAGCUAAAAGUUAUUAGUAAAAUCCAACUAGUGGUCUUUAUCAAUUCUGCGUUCUGAUUGGUUGAGCUACUACUAGGCUAUAUGUUAUAGUCCACUAGUAGCGAAAAGCACGGCCUUUUGGCGGCAAAAAAAGAUUAAAGUCUAGCUUUAAUUAGCUUAAAUUUUUGUAUUCUCGAAAUUUUCGCCCAACUAGUUGGAUUUUACUAAAACAAUAAUUGUUUUAGUAAAAUCCAGCUAGUUGGCACGAUAUUUAACAAUUACUCCUCUCCCCCUCAUGGCCUCUGAGUCAAUAGCCCAUUCAGCCUUCGGUCUCAUGGGCUAUGACUCAGAGCCCAUUUGGGCUUGAGGAAUAAUUGUUAAAUAUCGUGCCAAAACACUCUCCAAGGAGUGAAAUUAAGAUCAUACUUAUCAUAAUUACCUCCUUACAGGGAGAGAAUGAAAAGGAAAAAGCAACAGGUGAAAGGACAGAAACACCAACUUCUGGCAGUGGGACUAGCCAACCACAGACUUCAACACCAAGUCAAGUGAACUCUACGGCAGGCUCACCUACUGGAGCUUCACCAUGGGGUGUUCAUUCAAUGGGUGUGCCUCCUCAAUACUAUGCUGCAUAUCAAUCAGCUUACCCUUACUAUGCCACAGGGUACCCAAUGUACAACAUGAUGACUGCAAAUCCAUUAUGGCAAUAAUUGGAUUCAUGCCAACCCAGGGUGCAGGAGCAAUAGGGUCUCUUGACUACACUCCACAAGAAAGAAAGGUCCUGGCUAAAAAGUAAGGAGCAUGUACUAUAUUAAAUUUAUAAUUAAAACUACCUGUCUACCACAACUUGAAAAUUACAUUUUAGAACAUCACAUGAGCAUUUAGAGCAUACACAUCUAGGGCCUAGCGGGAAUUACUUGGGAUAUAUUUCGCUGUGUAUGUGCCUCUGGCCUCUCAGAGCCCCUACCCCCGUCCAGCGGCAUAUCCCCAUUAGCCUCUUAUAAGGAAGUACCUCCCCUCCCCUGGGAUCUAGGGAGACAGAGGUCUCACAAAGUAAGAAAAUAAUACAUAAAAUGUAUUUGAUGCUUCCAAAGAUUAAAAUGGCUGGUCCUUAACUUAAAGACAUGGGCAAUUUGCUCUCAAUUUAAUUCUCAAAUAUCAGUGGUUGCUGCCCCCUACAUUAAUUUGAUAAAUACAAGUAAAUUUGUAAGUUUCUGUUUCAUUUCCAGAAACAAUGAAAAAAAUUAUUUAAAAAUUAGUUUAGGGAUAAAAUCUAAGGAGCUUUUUCUCCUUUUCCAAAGUAGUCUUGUGAGACUUACAGUGUUUUUUCAUUCUAGAUCAAUAGACUGGAAAUGUAAUGGCUGUGAUGUGUGUAUAAAGACUGUUUUACUAGAAACCACUGGUAGGCAGGUUCUAACCAUAAUUUGAUGAUUGAAGAUGAUAUAGCUGUGUUUAUAUACCUAUAUCUGGUUUUAAAAAUUAUUUGAGAAACAAUUCCCUAAGGGGCACUUCCCACUCAAUACUUCAAAGGGAAAGAAAUCAACCAUCCCUCCCCCACUCCCUCCCCCCAAAACAAUGUUGUGCCUAUUAAUAUUCAAAAGAAAUUUUUUUAGAGUCAGAUCAGCUGGGAAUCUAUAUUUUUUUGCUCUCAGUCAAUAAAUUUUUGGUAACUGUUAGUACCUGUAGGUACCUGUAGUACUGAUGUAUGUAGCAAACUGCAUGGUUUUGUACUGCAGCUCACACCUGCCUACAGAAGUUUUAAAAUACAUUGUAACCUCUGCUAUCAGCCACCUCUCCACAACCCUGAGCAACUUUUUUUUGCAAAAAAACCUUGAGUUAACUUUCUGUCAUAGCUAUAGAGAUCUUGACCUCUUUACUUGAAGUGUCUUACUCUUUACUAGAAGUGUCUGCAUUAAUCAUUUUAGGCUGAAACGUCAUCUUCAAGUUACCUUUUGUCUCGUAGCUUAUUCUUAAGCCACAGGUGAAGUAUAGACAUUUUGUCUAAUUUUGCAAUUAUUUUGUUUUGUAGGCGAAUCAAGUAAAGAAGCUGAGAAGGAAGCAGCUGAGUUAGCAGCACAGAUCACUUUUAAGGUACUGUUACUUGGCAUAUUUUAUGCUUAGAAUCCAAAGGGGGAUUCUUUUAACUCCUUACAUUGCCACUUGUCAAAUUCUGUAAUUAUCUAAAGGAACUAAAAUAUAAAAGUUCUACUGAAGAGGUUUUUGAUUGCUUACAUUAUUACCCUAGCUGCUGGAGACUUUUCAUGCAUGGUUUCUGGGUUUCGGUCUGGUUUCUGGUCUUUAUAGUGUCACCUGAUUGCGGUUUUAGCCUUUGGCUGAAGAUUUGUUGGCCGGCAGCAAGCACACGUAAGAAAGAACCUCUGGUACCCAGGGUAUUACAUUGUAUGAAUAGGUUUUUGUGCACAGAUCUAAAAGUUAAUAUCGUGCCAAAACACUCUCCAAGGAGUGAAAUUAAGAUCAUACUUAUCAUUAUUACUUUCUUACAGGGAGAGAAUGAAAAGGAAAAAGCAACAGGUGAAAGGACGGAAACACCAACUUCUGGCAGUGGGACUAGCCAACCACAGACUUCAACACCAAGUCAAGUGAACUCUACGGCAGAAUCGCCCACUGGAGCUUCACCAUGGGGUGUUCAUUCAAUGGGUGUGCCUCCUCAAUACUAUGCUGCAUAUCAAUCAGCUUACCCUUACUAUGCCACAGGGUACCCAAUGUACAACAUGAUGACUGCAAAUCCAAAUUAUUCCCUCUUCUUGUCUUCAGCCAAAUGGUCGGUUUGAAGUUGGGAAGAAAAUUUGCCUUAGCAUGUCAGCACAUCAUCCUGAAACUUGGCAGCCAUCAUGGAGCAGUAAGUGUCCUGAAAUCGUGACUGUAUACUGUGCUUGAAACUCAAGUGUUUGACUAAAAGACUUAACCCAUUCACUCCGGGGAAUUUUUUUCUGAAAAACUGCAUUUUAAGCUAGUCCAGCUGUUUUCUGGUCUCUGUCUGGCUAUAAAGAGUUAAAACUUACCACAAAGCUGUUUACAUGCAGGUCAUACUCUUGGUGGCCUUUUGAUCCAGAUGCAAAAUAUUAGCUUCCAAAGCUCGGGCAUGUGUAAAAAGCAAAAUUUUGAGAUAAUUUCUCCAAUUUUGGGUUUAAAAGUGACACAGCAGACCUAUUUUUUUUCUUCUCUUCCUCCCUCUUCUUUUGCAUUUCUUGCCUGAGUCAUGAUUUUCCUUUGCUGGGCAUUCUGUAGGCUGCAUUUUGGUGGGAAAAGUGAUUAGGAAAGCUUUUAGGAUCUGCAUGGGCGGUUACAGGCAGUUCAGGGAGAAUGGGUUAAGCUGGCCUGGCCAAAUUUUGAGAUUUGGUGUUGGAUGAUUGAGUGGUUAUUGUUACAGAAAAUGAAAAAAAUGGAGAAGUGAAGGACAGUGCAGUGAGUAAGGCUGUGUAUUAAGUGCAGCCAUAAGGAAUUAUACUGACUGUUAAGUGAAGAUAAUGAUAACUGUCACUUUCAACCAAAAUUUACUUUAAAAAAAACAGUUUAAUGUAUGCAAAAUUUUGGAAAAUUGAAGAUAGAUGGUGCCAUCCAAAUUUACUGCUGCGAAGAGACAUUCUCUGAGGGAGGGUAAUAAUACAAAAUUUGUUGUUAUGGGUGUGUUCUUAUUGACAGUUCGUACUGUGCUUAUGGCAAUAAUUGGAUUCAUGCCAACCCAGGGUGCAGGAGCAAUAGGGUCUCUUGACUACACUCCACAAGAAAGAAAGGUCCUGGCUAAAAAGUAAGGAGCAUGUACUAUAUUAAAUUUAUAAUUAAAACUACCUGUCUACCACAACUUGAAAAUUACAUUUUAGAACAUCACAUGAGCAUUUAGAGCAUACACAUCUAGGGCCUAGCGGGAAUUACUUGGGAUAUAUUUCGCUGUGUAUGUGCCUCUGGCCUCUCAGAGCCCCUACCCCCGUCCAGCGGCAUAUCCCCAUUAGCCUCUUAUAAGGAAGUACCUCCCCUCCCCUGGGAUCUAGGGAGACAGAGGUCUCACAAAGUAAGAAAAUAAUACAUAAAAUGUAUUUGAUGCUUCCAAAGAUUAAAAUGGCUGGUCCUUAACUUAAAGACAUGGGCAAUUUGCUCUCAAUUUAAUUCUCAAAUAUCAGUGGUUGCUGCCCCCUACAUUAAUUUGAUAAAUACAAGUAAAUUUGUAAGUUUCUGUUUCAUUUCCAGAAACAAUGAAAAAAAUUAUUUAAAAAUUAGUUUAGGGAUAAAAUCUAAGGAGCUUUUUCUCCUUUUCCAAAGUAGUCUUGUGAGACUUACAGUGUUUUUUCAUUCUAGAUCAAUAGACUGGAAAUGUAAUGGCUGUGAUGUGUGUAUAAAGACUGUUUUACUAGAAACCACUGGUAGGCAGGUUCUAACCAUAAUUUGAUGAUUGAAGAUGAUAUAGCUGUGUUUAUAUACCUAUAUCUGGUUUUAAAAAUUAUUUGAGAAACAAUUCCCUAAGGGGCACUUCCCACUCAAUACUUCAAAGGGAAAGAAAUCAACCAUCCCUCCCCCACUCCCUCCCCCCAAAACAAUGUUGUGCCUAUUAAUAUUCAAAAGAAAUUUUUUUAGAGUCAGAUCAGCUGGGAAUCUAUAUUUUUUUGCUCUCAGUCAAUAAAUUUUUGGUAACUGUUAGUACCUGUAGGUACCUGUAGUACUGAUGUAUGUAGCAAACUGCAUGGUUUUGUACUGCAGCUCACACCUGCCUACAGAAGUUUUAAAAUACAUUGUAACCUCUGCUAUCAGCCACCUCUCCACAACCCUGAGCAACUUUUUUUUGCAAAAAAACCUUGAGUUAACUUUCUGUCAUAGCUAUAGAGAUCUUGACCUCUUUACUUGAAGUGUCUUACUCUUUACUAGAAGUGUCUGCAUUAAUCAUUUUAGGCUGAAACGUCAUCUUCAAGUUACCUUUUGUCUCGUAGCUUAUUCUUAAGCCACAGGUGAAGUAUAGACAUUUUGUCUAAUUUUGCAAUUAUUUUGUUUUGUAGGCGAAUCAAGUAAAGAAGCUGAGAAGGAAGCAGCUGAGUUAGCAGCACAGAUCACUUUUAAGGUACUGUUACUUGGCAUAUUUUAUGCUUAGAAUCCAAAGGGGGAUUCUUUUAACUCCUUACAUUGCCACUUGUCAAAUUCUGUAAUUAUCUAAAGGAACUAAAAUAUAAAAGUUCUACUGAAGAGGUUUUUGAUUGCUUACAUUAUUACCCUAGCUGCUGGAGACUUUUCAUGCAUGGUUUCUGGGUUUCGGUCUGGUUUCUGGUCUUUAUAGUGUCACCUGAUUGCGGUUUUAGCCUUUGGCUGAAGAUUUGUUGGCCGGCAGCAAGCACACGUAAGAAAGAACCUCUGGUACCCAGGGUAUUACAUUGUAUGAAUAGGUUUUUGUGCACAGAUCUAAAAGUUAAUAUCGUGCCAAAACACUCUCCAAGGAGUGAAAUUAAGAUCAUACUUAUCAUUAUUACUUUCUUACAGGGAGAGAAUGAAAAGGAAAAAGCAACAGGUGAAAGGACGGAAACACCAACUUCUGGCAGUGGGACUAGCCAACCACAGACUUCAACACCAAGUCAAGUGAACUCUACGGCAGAAUCGCCCACUGGAGCUUCACCAUGGGGUGUUCAUUCAAUGGGUGUGCCUCCUCAAUACUAUGCUGCAUAUCAAUCAGCUUACCCUUACUAUGCCACAGGGUACCCAAUGUACAACAUGAUGACUGCAAAUCCCUCAGCUGCACAGGGUUAUGCAUCGUAUGCAGGUCCAGUGACUAGUCACAAUACCGUCUCAUCAAGUCAGGCUGGAAGUGCUCCAGCAACCAAUCAGAACAGUAGUGUUAAUGCAGGAGCUGGUGGUAUUCGUCAGAGAACUGCUACCAAUCAGUCUUUUCCAACUCAAAAUACCCAGCCUGCAUCUGUUGCAGGAGGUGUACCACAGACUCAUUCUGUUGUUGUUAACACUCAACCGCGUAUAUCACAAAGCGGAAUGUUCUCGCUAAUUUUUCUUUGGUUGUUAGCAGUGUCUAUUAUUGCUUUGGUCUGUAGAAGACUUUUUGUGGUUUCUUGA
Porites evermanni is the source of this 15344-nucleotide messenger RNA. Lineage: Eukaryota; Metazoa; Cnidaria; Anthozoa; Scleractinia; Poritidae. The record is from the annotation of a GenBank genome assembly.